Molecule: messenger RNA, 1185 nt
Organism: Oldenlandia corymbosa var. corymbosa
Lineage: Eukaryota; Viridiplantae; Streptophyta; Magnoliopsida; Gentianales; Rubiaceae
Source: the annotation of a GenBank genome assembly
AUGGAGCUCCAACGCCAAAGUCAGAUAACUGCAGGUCAACCCAUAAGAUGCAAAGCUGCCAUAGCUAGAAAAGCAGGGGAGCCACUAAUCAUUGAAGAGAUUGAAGUAGCUCCUCCUAAACCCUGGGAAGUUCGAAUCAAGAUUCUAUGCGCAUCCCUUUGCCAUACCGAUGUUACCUUCUGGAAAAUGUCUCAAGGCCCUGUUGCAUUUUUCCCAAGAAUCUUUGGCCAUGAAGGAGCAGGCAUUGUGGAGAGUGUGGGAGAGAAUGUGGAGGAAAUGGAAGCAGGGGAUAUGGUAAUACCGACAUUUCAAAGGAAUUGUGGGGAAUGCAGAGACUGCAAAUCUCCAAAGGGGAAUCAUUGCUCAAUAUUUCCCGAUGAAAUCUUCAAGGGGAUGCCGAGGGACGGAACCAUCAGAUUCUCCGACGUGAAUGGCCGGCCGGUGAACCAUUUCUUAGGCGUGUCCUGUUUUGCAGAGUACACAGUGGUCGACAUCACCCAUGUUGUGAAGAUGAGCUUGCCAAUCCCCAUUGAUAAAGCUUGCUUGCUUAGUUGUGGGGUUUCUACUGGACUUGGUGCAGCGUGCAAGUUUGCAGAAGUAGAAGAGGGUUCUACAGUUGUAAUUUUUGGCCUUGGAGCGGUUGGACUCGCGGUUGCAGAAGGUGCAAGAAUAUGCAAAGCCUCAAGAAUAAUUGGCGUUGACAAGAAUCCGGCGAAAUUCGAAAUUGGAAAGAAAUUUGGAGUGACGGAUUUCAUCAACCCAACUGAUUGUACAGAAAAAUCAGUGAGCCAGGUGAUUCAAGAGAUGACAAAUGGAGGAGCUGAUUACUGCUUUGAGUGCAUUGGAUUAGCAUCUUUGGUAGCUGAUGCUUUUAGCAGUUGUCGACAGGGAGGAGGAAAGACAGUUGUACUUGGGUUGGUGAAUGAUGGCUCACCAAUAAGCAUCAAUCCCUAUGAGAUUCUUACAGGAAAAUCUAUAAUGGGAUGCUUUCUUGGAGGAAUCAAACCUAAGUUAGACAUCCCAAACUUCGCAAAAAUGUUCUUAGAUCAUGAGCUUAAUUUGGAUGGAUUUAUCACACAUCAAGUUGAUUUUGUGGAUAUUAACAAGGCAUUUGAUCUACUCCUCCAAGGGAAAAGCCUGCGAUGCACUAUCUGGAUGGACAAAUUAUACUCUCGACAAUACUGA